This is a messenger RNA of Lontra canadensis (Northern American river otter), 780 nucleotides long. It is a transcript of the gene PRR27, whose product is annotated as proline rich 27. The transcript is spliced from 6 exons. The record is from RefSeq and is a predicted model, not a curated record. Gene Ontology annotation, cellular component: extracellular exosome. The coding region runs from base 122 to 694 and encodes 190 amino acids. NCBI's taxonomy places the organism in Eukaryota, Metazoa, Chordata, Mammalia, Carnivora, Mustelidae.
UGUCCGCCGCCACUCCAUCCAAGCAGCUGAAUCUUAAAGAGAAGAGAAAUAACUAAGAUAUAUAUUGUAUCUUUUCUGAAACAACCACUUUAUAAAAUUAGCCUUCAUAAGCUCACUCAAAAUGAAGCUUCUACUGUGGGCCUGCAUCUUUUAUGUUGCUUUUGCAAAGAAGCGUUUCCACUUCCCUGAUGAGAAAAUUCUCUCAUCUGGUGAAAAGGAUUACAGUGGCAAUCAUUACCCUCUUAACCCAUCUCUGAAUAUUCCUUAUCCCUCAUCAGACAAUAAUUUUGCUCCUCCUUUUCAUCCUUCAGGGAAUGAAAUCCCCAAUUACCGUGGGAAUCCUGACCCUGAUUCAGGGGGACCCUCAUAUCCCUGGAUUCUCAGUUCUCCCGGAGCUCUCCCCUACCACAGUCCUAGUUUUCCUGUAACUACUUGGCUGUCCUCCUCCUCUCCUCCUACUCCUCCUCAGAAAUCUUCCCUCUUUGCCCUUCCCUCAAGUACACUUGGAGGACCUUUUUUCCCAGACAGUGCUCCCAUGCCUAAACCGGCUGAACCUUACAUAGCCACACCUCUUGUAGCUGUACCUACUACACCUCCCGACCCAAAGCUUAUUGCCCUUGAGCCUGGGCCCUUAGAGCCUGAUGACGCCGAGCCUGUGGCUUCAGAACACCAGCCUUCUACUUCCCUGGAUUAGAUGCUGUUGAACACAUCAAUGAAAUCUACAAAAACUUUUGGAAAGUCUUUUCCAAAGACUUUCAUUCUGUUAUAUUAAAAACACUA